This is a messenger RNA of Penicillium odoratum, 927 nucleotides long. RefSeq names its product DNA-directed RNA polymerase I subunit RPA34. Gene Ontology annotation, biological process: transcription by RNA polymerase I. The coding region runs from base 1 to 927 and encodes 308 amino acids. The transcript has 2 exons. The record is from RefSeq and is a predicted model, not a curated record. Lineage: Eukaryota; Fungi; Ascomycota; Eurotiomycetes; Eurotiales; Aspergillaceae.
AUGGCCGCCUCAUCUUCCUCCUCGAGCGACAGCAGCUCCAGCCGCUCCUCCUCUCCCGAGCCAGACAACAAGCAGAAGCAAACUAUCAAGAGUGUAUCUAAGACAAAGGACGAAGCCGAAGACUCAUCAAGUUCAUCUGGUUCCGAGUCCGACAAUGACGAAAGCUCCAGCGACAUGGACACCAGCGACGAUGCUCCCCAAGCAGUGGUCAAUGUUGUCGCCCCCAAGCCCUACAAGCCUCCUUCCGGCUUCAAGUCCGCAAAACAGCUAGCCCCGCCAUCCUCGGCCUCGUCCUCUAUCCUCUCCAACCUGAACGGGAAGCAAGUCAUCCACAUCACAGCUCCAUCUUUUCUCCCACUGUCAAAGGUCAAGGAGAUCUCCAUGUCCAAGAUCGCCGAGGGCCAGCCAAUCCUUUCAUUCGACGGCGCAAACUACGGUAUUCCCACCGAAUCGCUCAGCGAAGAAGGUGCGCAGGGCAAGUCUCUGCUGCUCUUCGACCACAAAAGCCAGACAUACUUCAAACAAGCCGACAACAUCCCCAGUUACCACAUCCAGGAAUUGAUGGGUGUACCAGAAGCCGAUAAGGCGGCGGUGGAAGCGCUUCGGGAUACCGUCAAGCCCGCUCGGCCCCAACCGAAGAACUUGAAGAUGCGUUUCCGGCCUGUUGGCAGUUUGCCCGCUCCGCCAGAGACUUUGGGCUCGGACUCCGAUUCUGAGCCUUCAUUCAAGGUCCCUGCUGGAGAGACAGAGCGUAAGCGGAAGCACCACCACACUGAUGCGGAUGCUGCCCAGACGACUAGUCUGCCCAGCCGGAAGAAGUCAAGGAAGCAUACUCAGGAAAAUGGAGACGAGGAGCAGGGUCAUAAGAAAUCGAAAAAGUCACACAAGGAUACCGAGGAGAAGAAGCGCAAAAAGCCAAAGGCAUGA